Dendroctonus ponderosae (mountain pine beetle) is the source of this 1112-nucleotide messenger RNA. RefSeq lists its product as uncharacterized. The record is from RefSeq and is a predicted model, not a curated record. Bases 3 to 953 code for a protein of 316 amino acids. NCBI's taxonomy places the organism in Eukaryota, Metazoa, Arthropoda, Insecta, Coleoptera, Curculionidae. The transcript has 6 exons.
UAAUGCCAUUUUUAUACCGCUGUAUAAUGAUAACACGAUUCAGGCUUAUCAGAAUUUUAAUCUUCGUGUUAUUUGUCGCUGGUUUAACUAUGGUUCUAUUACAAUCAUAUAAGUUUUUGGAAGUAUUUGAUGUCAACUUCUGGAUUCAAUAUGCACCGUUUUAUUUUCUUACAGUAUAUAUGGUCUUAAACUCGUAUCUAAUGAUCACAUUAUAUGAUAUUUGGACGCCAAGAUUGAAGAUAGCCAGAAGAUGCGUUUUUACAGACUUACAAUUAUUAGGAUCAGAUUUUAAAGCGCAGAUUACAUCCGACGCUAGCACUAAAUCUAUCUUGUUUCUUGUAUAUCUUAGUCUCAUAACUAGUUUAAUGAUUACUCAUAUAAUAUCUCUGAAUUCUAAUCGAAGAGAUAUAUUUAUCAUCGCACUUUUAAUGGAUGAAAAUGUAUCCCCAACUCUUGCAGAGAUAUCUCAUUGGAUAAUUUGCGGAAUUUCAUGUGUGUCUUAUGGAAUUCUGUGCCUUCCAGCGUAUUACGUAUUAUAUGGCCUUUUCUACUUACAAUUUCAUUUCGAAAUCCUAUUAAAAUAUGUACAAGAAAUAAAUGGUUAUCUCAAAUUUGAUCGUCAAACCAAUAGAGCUGUUGAGUCACAUCAGAAAAAAGUGAAGAAGAGUCUUGGAUUCAUUAUCAAACGCCACCAAGAAAUAUUGAUAUUUGUGCAACAAGUUUCUGCGUAUUGUGUACCUCAUUCACUUUAUACUAUAGGUGCCAUGCUUAUUUUAAUGUUUGCCAUAUUUUCAGUCUUUGUGCCGAUGUACACAUGGGUUCAAUCAGUAAUUGCCGCGGCAACUUUUUUUGAGGGAGCUUUUUACUUAUGCUAUCAAGGACAGAUUAUUGAGAACAUGAUGGUGAAACUUGCAUACUCACUAACAAAUAUCCUCAGAUCCACAAGACAUUAGAAGAGACUUAUAAGAUGGAAAGUUAUGAAAGAUUUUGCGAUGUAAGAGAAUGUGUGCCUGUUAGUCUGGUAUACGGUUUUCCAUAAUAAACUGUAAAAUUUAAUUAGCUAUUUAAAAUGUAUCAAUUUGACUAAUAAAGGAUUUCAUGUUUCUAAACUA